Messenger RNA from Teleopsis dalmanni, 1401 nucleotides. Its product is annotated as sodium/potassium/calcium exchanger 4-like. NCBI's taxonomy places the organism in Eukaryota, Metazoa, Arthropoda, Insecta, Diptera, Diopsidae. Bases 196 to 1401 code for a protein of 401 amino acids. The record is from RefSeq and is a predicted model, not a curated record. The transcript has 5 exons. Gene Ontology annotation, molecular function: calcium channel activity; calcium, potassium:sodium antiporter activity. Gene Ontology annotation, biological process: intracellular calcium ion homeostasis; calcium ion transmembrane transport. Gene Ontology annotation, cellular component: membrane.
ACAGUUUCUAAUAAAGAAAAUUGUACACCAGCAGCCAUACUAGAAUUUCCAUCAGAUGGUUUUACACAUGAACAACGCCAACAUGGUUGGAUUAUAGUUCAUAUAAUAAUCGCUUUUUAUUGCUUUUGGAUACUGGCUGUGAUAUGUGAUGAAUAUUUUGUGCCAGCUGUGGAAAUUAUUUGCGUCAAUUUUAAAAUGGAAAAGGAUGUGAUUGGUGCUACUUUUAUGGCAGCAGCAAUAUCAGGACCUGCAUUGUUCUUGAACUGUGUGGGUACAUUCAUAACGGGUGGUGAUAUUGGUGUUAGUACAAUUGUUGGUUCAGCUGUAUUUAAUAUGCUUGCUGUGCCCGCUUGUUGUGGUCUUUUCGUAGUUAGAUGUAUUAAGCUUGAUUGGUGGUCAUUGACCAGAGAUUGUCUCAUAUAUUUCUUAGCCACGUUAGGCUUAGUAAUUACUUUAUAUGAUGGCAAAGUAUAUUGGUAUGAAGCGCUUUCUUUAGUGAUUGCUUAUUUUUUAUACAUGACAGUCAUGUAUUACAAUGACAAAGUAGCACGUACAGCUCGCCAACUUAUUUCUAAGUAUCGACAACGUAAAUCACGCAUAAGACCUUUUCGUGAAGUCAAUGAAAUAACACCACUUCUUGUUAGCAGAAACAAUAAUUCCAGUUCAAAGUUUGGAAUUGAACAGAUUUCAACAUAUCAGGCUUUAGAUAUUGAAAAAUCUCAAAUAGCUGUCAGUUCAACUUCCGUUAGCAGUAAUGAUAGUGAUUUUGCUGACAGUCCUUGGCAGUGUAGCGAACAAAUGAAUGCAAUUGAAUUUAUAUUCCGUUGGCCCAUCACUUUUAUACUGUGGUUAACUAUUCCAGAUAGUCGUAAAAACUCUAAAAAGAAGUUUUUUACCUUCUUAAUGUCCAUUAUCUGGAUUGGUGUUUUGUCAUAUGUUGUGACUUUUGUCAUAACCGUUAUAGGUGACACACUUGAAAUACCCGACUCGAUUAUGGGAUUGACUAUAUUAGCUGCUGGCAUGAGUGUACCGGAAGCACUUUCGAGUAUAAUCGUUAGUAAACACGGUCAAGGUGCGAUGGGCAUCAGCAAUUCAAUUGGUUCAAAUACUUUCGAUAUUUUAUUAAGUUUGGGAUUGCCUUGGUUUAUCAAAGCAUAUUUCAUGCCAACGAACCCAGAUGAGAGAUGGAUUACUCUAAAUUCAUCAGGGCUCUCCUAUUCAGCAAUAUGUCUUUUGAUAACAUUAGUAUGUCUUUAUGUAGCAUUUGUUGUUAACAAAUUUGAACUUAAUAGAAAAAUUGGAGUUGCUUGCGCGAUAAUGUAUUUUAUAUUUCUCAUGUUCGCAUCAAUGAUAGAGCUAAAUGUGUUCUUUCCAGUAAAUUUACCUGUUUGCAGUCAUUAG